CGGACAUAUUUCUUUGUUAUGUAUGAAAUCCUCCAUCACAAAACAUUAUAACAUGACAAGAGAAAGGAACCCUCUGGUUGUUAGCCGUGUUGUUGGAGAUGUUUUAGACGCCUUUACCAGCACGGUUGAGCUACGAGUUUACAGUGAUGGUAGGAUGGUUUGUAAUGGCUGCAACUUCAGACCAUCCCAAGUAGUCGCACAGCCUAGAGUUGAUAUUGGAGGCGACGAUUUUCGCUCCUUUUAUACUCUUGUAAUGGUGGAUGCUGAUGCUCCAAGCCCUAGCAACCCAUGCUUGAGGGAGUACUUGCACUGGUUGGUGACGGACAUCCCAGGAAGCACCGGAGCAGGUUUUGGGAAAGAAAUAGUGAGUUACGAGAGCCCUCAACCAUCAAUAGGGAUCCACCGCCUUGUUUUGGGAUUGUUCCGUCAACCACGCCGGCAAACAGUGGAUGCUCCAGGGCGGCGCCAGAAUUUUAACACCAGAGAAUUUUCACGAGUCUACAACCUUGGUUCCCCCGUUGCGGCUGUCUAUUAUAACUGCCAAAGAGAAGGCGGCACAGGAGGCCGAAGAGCCUUGUAAGGGAAAGCAGCUGCUGGAAGCUACCAAAUUAAUUAUGAUGCACUUCUAUCCACUACCUAUAUCUAUAAAUAAA
This is a messenger RNA of Sesamum indicum (sesame), 653 nucleotides long. RefSeq names its product protein VERNALIZATION 3-like. The record is from RefSeq and is a predicted model, not a curated record. NCBI's taxonomy places the organism in Eukaryota, Viridiplantae, Streptophyta, Magnoliopsida, Lamiales, Pedaliaceae.